Messenger RNA from Saccoglossus kowalevskii, 1179 nucleotides. RefSeq lists its product as uncharacterized. The record is from RefSeq and is a predicted model, not a curated record. NCBI's taxonomy places the organism in Eukaryota, Metazoa, Hemichordata, Enteropneusta, Harrimaniidae.
CUGAAGUCUCUGCACAACAUUUCCCGUUGAAGAGUAUUGUAGGAAAGACAGCAACGAUGUUACGUUUAUUAUUGAUUCUUGCGGUUACUAGUUUGACUCUAGCAGUCCCACACGAGAAAUUGAUUGAGAAGCGUGACUUGCCCGUAUAUCACGUUUUGAAAGGACCAAUGACCUGGUACGAAGCAAAAGCUAGAUGUGAAGCAAAUGGAUGGGAACUCGCACAACCCAGAAAUCAGGCUCAAAUGGAUGCGAUGAUGCAAUUAUAUAUGAUAUAUGCAGGUUUUCAUUGGAUUGGUGUAACCGAUGUGGACGAAGAGAUGAAUUUCGUUUACUGCUCAGAUGGCAAAACAAUUACCUACAAGAACUGGGAUGAUGGCGAACCAAAUAAUGAAAAUGGAAUCGAGCACUGUGUUGAGGUCUGGAAAUUAGCGGGCAAAUGGAAUGACGUUGAUUGUAACAUAUCUCGAGCUAAUGCAUUUUGCGAGGAGCAUGGUCCCCACGGUGAUCCUCAUAUGAGGACAUUCGAUGAGCGUACUUAUAAUUUCCAAGGAAUAGGCUGGUACUAUCUUUUCAAGGACUGCAACGACAACCCUCGUUUUGAAGUCACAACCAAGUUUGAACCAAGAGAAGAUAGUACACCAGACCAAAUCAAAACGCGAACUAUUGCAGUCAACGUAACUGUUGGAAAUCAAUACGCAAUUAUUAAUGGACGUGAUGUUACUACAGGACGUACAGGUGGACAGGUGACUGACGCAAAAGUUAUAACAGUCCAGGAAGAAGAGAAGGAUAUUAAACUGCAUUUCACUUCAAAGGACACGACUUUCUCUUUAAAAUGGACCCUGAGAAAGCACGCAUUAGAUGUAUCCUUGUCUGGCUCUUUUUACAGCGGAAAGCUAUGCGGUCUCAUGGGUAAUGCAGAUGAUGAUCCCCGCAAUGACUUUCAGAAACCAGAUGGUAGUAUUGCCAAAAACGCUAUUGAAUUUGGUGAAAGCUGGAAAGUACUUAACAAAAAAUAAGACUAGGAAGCCAACAACUGACAAAUGGAUGGGCGUCGUAACAGCUUUAUUAGUUUUAACAUUUUAUGAUGGUGGGUUUUUUUUCGGGAAAUUAGUAAAUAUGUUUUAUUGCAUCUAUUGUGGUUAGUUUAAUAAAAAAGUAAGCAUAAAUGUAUCACAAAAA